Hevea brasiliensis (rubber tree) is the source of this 978-nucleotide messenger RNA. RefSeq names its product probable trehalose-phosphate phosphatase 4. Gene Ontology annotation, biological process: trehalose biosynthetic process. The transcript is spliced from 9 exons. Gene Ontology annotation, molecular function: trehalose-phosphatase activity. Bases 1 to 978 code for a protein of 325 amino acids. The record is from RefSeq and is a predicted model, not a curated record. NCBI's taxonomy places the organism in Eukaryota, Viridiplantae, Streptophyta, Magnoliopsida, Malpighiales, Euphorbiaceae.
AUGGGAUAUCAGUCAUCAUCGUCGGAGAAUCCAAAUUUGGAAUCCACAUUGAAAUCAAGGUUUGAUGAGGACAGAAGUACUGCUCUGAUGAGUUCUUACGCUGCAUGGCUGAGGAAGCAUCCUUCUGCCUUGGAAUCAUUUGAAGGAAUGAUGAUGCCAGCGAAAGGAAAAAGCUUGGUUGUGUUUUUAGAUUAUGAUGGAACUCUCUCACCAAUAGUGGAAGACCCUGAUCAAGCUUUCAUAUCUGACAAUAUGCGAUCAGCUCUUCAAGAGGUUGCAUGUAUCUUCCCUACUGCAAUAGUUACCGGAAGGCGUCGUGAUAAGGUGAAAGAAUUUGUUCAACUACACAAUGUGAUCUAUGCUGGUAGUCAUGGGAUGGACAUGUUGACCCCAGUUAGUCCUUUGAGGUGCAACAACAUGCAUAAAAGUGGAGCUCUUGAUGAAGAGGGUGACGAAGUUGUUUCCUAUCAACCUGCAAAAGCUUUCUUGCCUACGAUUCAAGAGCUACUGAAGGUGCUAAAAGAAAAAACUAAGACCAUUAAAGGUGCAAUGAUUGAAGACAAUAAAUUUUGCAUCUCUGUACAUUUUCGACGAGUAAAUAUAGAGGAUGUUAAUUCUCUAAAGGACAUGGUGAAAUCAAUCAUAGAAGCUUAUUCGGGCUUUCGCAUUACAGGAGGUAGAAAGGUUAUAGAAAUACGUCCUCGCAUUGAUUGGGACAAAGGCCGUGCUCUGCAAUAUCUAAUUCAAAAUUUGGGCUUCAAUGACUCUAAUGACUUCCUCCCAUUGUAUAUAGGAGAUGAUAAAACAGAUGAAGAUGCUUUUAAGGUUAUAAAGGACGUUGGUCGAGGUUAUCCCGUCAUAGUUUCUUCCAUCCCAAAGGAAACAAAAGCUUCUUAUUCUUUGCGAGACACUAAUGAAGUCAUGGCCUUCCUAGUAAAUCUAGUGAACUGGAAAAAAAGUUCUUCUGCAAGUAAUUAG